GGCUGUGGCCUAUUUGAUCCCCUUGUCUCUGUCGAUCACAGCCGGAUCACUGAGUCCCUCCCUUCGGUUGACUAUGUCUGAAUCUAACGGGAAGGACGCUUGCGAGGAGCGCGUGGGCUACAUCACCCGGGUGCAGAGCUUCAGCGCCUGCCAUCGACUCCACAGCCCUCAGUUAAGCGAUGAGGAGAACAAGAGUGUUUUUGGGAAAUGCAACAACCCAAACGGCCACGGACACAAUUACAAAGUGGAGGUGACGGUGCGAGGAAAGAUCCAUCGCAGCACUGGGAUGGUCAUGAAUCUGACAGACUUGAAGAAGUGCAUUGAGGAAGUCAUCAUGAUCCCUCUGGACCAUAAAAACUUGGACAAGGACGUCCCAUACUUCGCCACUGUCGUCAGCACCACUGAGAACUUAGCUGUUUACAUCUGGGACUGCAUGGUCAAGAUGCUUCCUCCAAACCUGCUCUACGAAAUCAGAAUCUACGAGACCGAUAAGAACAUUGUCAUCUAUCGAGGAGAGUAGAUGCCUUUUCUACCUUGAAGGAUCCUGAAAUUCUUGAAAGAAAUGACUUUGUUUUUAUGUAAUUGUUUUUGUGACUUUUGUUUCACAUUUGUCCCAAAGACCCAUUAAAAUAGCAAAACUAGAUGCCUUUUUAGUUCUAUGUGUAUUUAAACAGAAUUAAAUUGUUAUAUGAAGCAA
Molecule: messenger RNA, 697 nt
Organism: Synchiropus splendidus (mandarinfish)
Lineage: Eukaryota; Metazoa; Chordata; Actinopteri; Syngnathiformes; Callionymidae
Gene: pts
Product: 6-pyruvoyltetrahydropterin synthase
Exons: 6
Coding region: 74-520 (148 amino acids)
Biological process (GO): tetrahydrobiopterin biosynthetic process
Cellular component (GO): mitochondrion
Molecular function (GO): 6-pyruvoyltetrahydropterin synthase activity
Source: RefSeq, a predicted model, not a curated record